This is a messenger RNA of Pterocles gutturalis (yellow-throated sandgrouse), 804 nucleotides long. RefSeq names its product high mobility group 20A (gene HMG20A). Gene Ontology annotation, cellular component: nucleus. The record is from RefSeq and is a predicted model, not a curated record. Lineage: Eukaryota; Metazoa; Chordata; Aves; Pterocliformes; Pteroclidae. Gene Ontology annotation, biological process: regulation of gene expression.
CAGCAAAGAACUAAACGAGGAGGCUGGGCCAAAGGGAGAAAGAGGAAGAAACCUCUUAGGGACACCAAUGCCCCUAAAUCCCCCCUUACAGGCUAUGUGCGAUUCAUGAAUGAGCGUAGGGAGCAGCUUCGAGCGAAGAGGCCUGAAGUUCCUUUCCCAGAGAUCACCAGGAUGCUGGGCAAUGAAUGGAGUAAACUGCCUCCUGAGGAGAAACGGCGAUACCUUGAUGAAGCAGACAGAGAUAAGGAGCGUUAUAUGCGGGAGCUGGAGCAGUAUCAGAAGACUGAAGCCUACAAAGCACAGGACAGACAAAAAGGCAAAUCACACAGACAAGAUGGAACAAGACAGCCAGCCCAUGAUCAUGAGAAGGAAGCAGAUACAAAGGAGAGAUCUGUUUUUGAUAUUCCAAUCUUCACCGAAGAGUUCCUGAAUCAUAGUAAAGCACGUGAAGCUGAGCUGCGGCAGCUGCGUAAAUCCAACAUGGAGUUUGAGGAGAGGAAUGCUGCUCUGCAGAAACAUGUUGAGAGUAUGCGAACUGCAGUGGAGAAAUUGGAGGUGGAUGUGAUACAAGAGCGGAGCCGCAACACAGUGCUGCAACAGCAUCUUGAGACCUUACGCCAAGCACUCACAUCCAGCUUUGCUGGAGUUCCGCUACCAGGUAGUGGGGAAACACCCACAAUGGAAACUAUUGAUUCCUACAUGAAUAGGCUGCACAGUAUUAUUAUGGCUAACCCACAGGAGAACGAGAACCUUAUAGCCACCGUCCGGGAUGUGGUAAACAGACUUGAACGCUAGUGACUGGGU